AUGCCGGGCAAAGUCUCACCAAAAGAGCCCAUCGCUAUUGUGGGCAGCGCCUGCCAUUUUGCUGGGGAUGUAGGCUCAACUUCGAAAUUAUGGGAGCUCCUGAAAGAACCGCGGGAUGUACGCCGCGAAAUACCGGAGUCCCGCUUUAGUGCCCAAGGAUUUCACCAUCCGGACCAUUCUCACCAUGGACGUUCUAAUGUCACGCACUCGUAUCUGUUGAACGAAGAUCCAAAGGCAUUUGACGCUGAGUUCUUCGGCGUGAACCCUAUCGAGGCGCGAGCAAUGGAUCCACAACAGCGAAUGCUGUUGGAGACGGUCUACGAGGCAUUAGAAUCGGGUGGUAUGACGAUUGAGAAUUUGCGAGGCAGCGAUACUUCUGUCUUUGCUGGAGUUAUGUGUGGCGACUAUGAAGCCAUGCUUUUGCGAGAUCUAGAUGAAAUCCCGACAUAUUUUGCGGUAGGAACCUCACCAGCUGUGUUGUCGAAUCGUAUCUCGUAUUUCUUCGAUUGGCAUGGAGCGUCUGUGACUACCGAUACGGCUUGUUCCUCAAGUCUAGUCGCAGUCCACUCCGCUGUACAAACACUGAGAUCAGGGGAUUCUCGUAUGGCAGUAGCAUGCGGGUCUAACGUCAUUCUCGGGCCAGAGAUGUACAUAAUCGAGAGCAAGCUCAAGAUGUUGUCCCCGGAUGGACUAGGUCGGAUGUGGGAUAAAGAUGCGAAUGGAUACGCUCGCGGCGAUGGCGUAGCUGCAGUAAUACUCAAAACCCUCAGUGCCGCGCUGGAAGACAACGAUCACAUAGAAUGCAUCAUUCGAGAGACGGGGCUCAACCAAGACGGUGCAACUGCAGGACUCACCAUGCCUAGCGCUACGGCGCAAAAGGCCUUGAUCCAGGCCACGUAUGCCAAGGCCGGUCUUGAUAUUGGGUCCGUAGCAGAUCGGCCCCAGUACUUUGAGGCUCACGGCACUGGUACUCCAGCAGGAGAUCCAGUGGAAGCCAAAGCUAUCAGCACUGCCUUCUUCAAGCACGAUCAGUUGAAGAGUAGAGCAGAGACAAGCAACAAUCCUUUAUACGUUGGCUCCAUCAAGACCGUGCUUGGUCACACGGAAGGCACGGCUGGUGUAGCUGCAAUCCUGAAGGCAUCACUUGCCCUACAGAACUCCUGCAUCCCACCCAAUCUCCUGUUCAACAAUAUCAACCCGUCUAUUGUACCUUUCUAUAGGGAUCUCAAAAUUCUUAAGGAUGCUCGGCCCUGGCCCGCUGUUCCUCCGGGCCAACCGAGGAGAGCCAGCGUCAACAGCUUCGGUUUCGGCGGUGCUAAUGCCCACGCUAUUCUGGAGAAUUACGAGAGCUCAGCAGACGCUUGCCAGGUUGAAGUCAGCGCAGACACCCUUUUCACUCCAUUUGUAUUCUCCGCUGCUUCGGCUGAUUCGCUUCGAGGCAACCUCACCGCUUAUGCCAAGUACCUGGACGCUCAUACCGAUGUGAACAUUGGCGAUCUCGCCUACACGUUGCGUGAACGACGCUCCACUCUCCCACAACGUGUGUCGUUACCAGCAACGAAUUCAUCUUCGGAACUUGCAACUGCAAUUCGUGUGAUGCUGGAAGAUGAAAAAAAGAAAAUCGGUAUCAGAACACUACCUGGCAAGAGCGCUGGCACCCCUAGGCUCCUCGGAGUAUUCACUGGACAAGGCGCCCAGUACGUGCGUCAGGGAGCUGAACUGAUUGAACAAUCUCCCUUCGCCCGACGAAUUAUCCAGGCACUCGAAGUGGACUUGGCUAGUCUACCCGCGGAGGAUCGGCCUACCUGGUCUCUUGAAGCCGAAAUUCUUGCCGGUUCUUCAACACCCUCAAGAAUCAACGAGGCAGUUAUUUCACAACCGCUAUGCACCGCGAUACAGAUAUUGAUGGUAGAGCUACUCCGCGCAGCAGAUGUUCAUUUCGAUGCGGUGGUAGGCCAUUCUUCUGGCGAAAUUGCUGCUGCCUACACCGCGGGCUUCCUGACCGCGCGUGAUGCAAUAUAUAUUGCUUACUAUCGAGGUCUGCACUGCAAGCAUGCAGCGAGUCCUAACGGCGAGAUGAAGGGAGCUAUGCUUGCUGUCGGAACUUCCAUAGAGGACGCUCUCCAGCUUUGUGAAGAUGAGGAAUUCGCGGGCCGCAUCGGUCUAGCCGCCAGCAACUCUAGCUCGAGCGUGACUAUAUCUGGAGAUGAGGAUGCGAUCGAGGAACUAGAGUUCAUCCUUGAGGACGAGAAGAAAUUCCACCGACGCUUGAGAGUGGAUAUGGCCUACCAUUCACACCACAUGGAGCCUUGUUCAGGGGGCUACAUCGACUCACUGCAGCGCGCUGGCGUCAAGGCACGCCCCCCUCCGUCUUCCUCGUCGUCACCUUGCACUUGGUAUUCAAGUGUUUACGACGGGAAGCCUAUUGAGUUAUCGACAGAGCUCAACGACGUGUAUUGGGCACAAAACAUGACGAGACCGGUACUGUUUACUCUAGCACUCAAGUCUGCCCUCGUUGCGAACCCAGUGUCCGCUUUGGGUGCGGUACUUGAGCUCGGCCCACACCCAGCACUCAAGGGUCCUGCGUCCCAGACAAUUCAGGAAACAAUCCAGGACGGCAUUCCGUAUCACGGCACUUUGUCUCGCGGUAUUAAUGCUAUCGCGGCAUUUUCAACAUGUCUGGGGUUCUUGUGGGAGCGGAUGGGCGGGCUGUCUUCAUCGAUCGACAUGGGACGUUGUCAGAGGAUCUUGUCAACCUCGGGGAAGAUAGCACGAUUCAACUUACUGAAAGGACUACCCACGUACCAGUGGAAACACGAUGUCCAUUACUGGCACGAGUCCCGGAGAUCUCGGCGGAUUCGCUCGAGAUCAGAGCCCUACCAUCCCCUUUUGGGAGACAAAUCCCCUGAUAGUGCCGCUCACGUUCUACGCUGGAAGAACAUACUCAGGCCAAGCAAGGUCCAAUGGCUUGAGGGUCAUCAAGUCCAAGGGCAAAUAGUAUUCCCGGCUUCUGCAUAUAUCAGUACAGCAGUAGAGGCUGCAACGUCUCUCGCUCGAGGGAGGACUAUCAGACUCAUUGAGCUGAGCAACUUUACAAUUCACCAAGGACUUGGAUUCGAAAGCCGUGAAGCUGGGAUCGAGGUACAGAUAGAGUUAUCCCGGGUCUCACAGCUUAAGUCAGAAUGCUUCACCUCAUACUUUACCUAUUCGGCUGCCAUGGGAGGAAACGAAGAAUCAGAGCUAACGCUGAUUGCCGAUGGAGAGCUGAAAGUACAUCUGGGAGACGCCUCACUCAGCUUGCUACCCCCGCGUCAGCCAACAGCUCCACAUUUGUUGACCGUGGACCCUGUACGUUUGUACAAUUUCAUGGAGAGCUUGGAAUACAACUUCAGCGGACCUUUCCUCUCUCUGGUAGAGCUUAGGAGGAAGUUGGGUAUAGCUUCAUGCGUUGCCAAGAGGGCAAAAGCAUCAUCACAGCCCGAUGCCGACUUGCUGCUGAUCCAUCCUGUCGAGCUAGACGCUGCUAUUCAGUCUGUCAGCCUGGCGUACAGCUAUCCUGGCGAUGAACAAUUGAGGCUCUUACACAUGCCGACAACAAUUGCCAAGAUCCGGAUCAAUCCGGCUGUGUUGGCCCUACAACAAAAGCAACGGACUGCCGACGAUGACAACACCGUUGGUAUCGACUCGUCAUGUAACCGAGACCGUCGAGCAAAGCCCGGGUCAGGGUUUUCUGGCAACUUCAACAUAUACGUCAAGGGCUGUCCUAAUGCCGCCAUUCAAGUGGAUAAAGUGAAGUUCCAACCAGUCAGGUCAUCGGCUAGUGAUGAUAGAAAUGUCUUUUACAAGAUGCAAUAUGUGCCAUGCGAGCCAGAUGGCACCCUUGCUGCUGCCAGCAUCCCAGUUACGAAAUCUGAUACCGAUUUGCUGUGGGCAUUCAGCCGAAUUGUGUGCUAUUAUCUGCGGGAAUUUGACAGAGUCCCGGAGGAUUCCUUGGCAAGGUCGGACAGCACCCUUGAGCAUUACCUGAAUUAUGCAAGACAUAUGACCACCCUUCUCAAAAAUGGUGGGCAUAGAUAUGGGAAAGUUGAGUGGCUCAAUGAUAACCUUGAGGAUAUCAUGGCGGAGGUUGAGUCGAAAGGACUCGCCGAAAAUCCCGUUGUCAAGAUCAUGCUGCUUGUAGGCAACACCAUGCCGAAGGUCUUCAGAGGAGAAACUACCAUGUUGGAGCACUUUCGUACCUCUGGUCUUCUAGAUGAGUAUUACGCGAAAGGAUUCGGCACUGCUCAAUCAACAAUGUGGCUGAGCAAUGUCGUCAAACAAAUUACCGAUCGCCGCCCUCAUUUGAACCUCCUGGAAAUUGGCGCUGGUACUGGCGGCGCCACGAAGCAGAUCCUUCGUACAAUUAAUCGAGACUUCGACUCGUACACAUUCACCGACAUAUCAUCAAGCUUCUUUGAGAAUGCUGCUGGUAACCUCUCAGAGUGGAGAGAUCGUAUGGUCUUCAAAGUAUGCGAUGCUGAGCAGGACCCUCUCGACCAAGGCUUUGUCGAGGGGCGUUACGAUGUGGUGAUAGCCUUUCUCGUCGUGCACGCUACGGCUAGACUGGACGAGACCAUGCGCAACCUCCGUAAGCUGCUCAAGCCCGGUGGUUUCUUGCUCAUUGGUGAGGGCAAUAGCGAAGGCCCGAUGCAAGCCGGGGCCAGUUACAUAUUUGGUCCGCUGCCUGGAUGGUGGCGCGGAGUUGAUGAGGGUCGGACCCUCACACCCUUCAUCAAUGUUGAAGAAUGGGAUGCGAUUUUAAAACGUACCGGGUUCUCUGGUAUCGAUACAAUAUCACCCCAACAACUGCUGGAUACCUUUGGCACAAUUCUAUUCGUUUCCCAAGCGACAGACCAGCGCAUUGAAUCUAUCCGAGCACCACUCAAGUCUCCAGUCAAUCCCUUUUCAAUGAAGAAACUCGUAAUUGUGGGGGGAAAGACGCCUGAGGUCGCCACUGUCGCUGAGCAACUCGCGAGCAUUCUCAGGCCUUCUUUCAGUCAGACAAAUAUCUGUGUCACUCUCGAGGAUCUGGAACAUGUUGUGCUGGAAGAACAUGUAUACGUUAUUGGCUUGAUCGAGCUCGAGCAACCGGUCUUCAAAGGAAUCACUCAUGAAAGAUGGUCAGGGUUCAGAGAGCUAUUUAUCGGUGAGAAAACUGUCCUUUGGCUCACGAGUGGCCGUCUCGAGGAUGAACCUUACGCGAAUAUGACCGUUGGCUUCGGCCGUUCAGCGAUACAUGAAGAAGAAGAUCUAGUCCUACAGCUACUCGACAUCCCUAACCGGAAGCUUGUCGAUGCCCACAAAAUAGCAGAGACCUUUAUCUGCCUCGCAGCAAAACAUCCAUCUGGGCCGGACCUUCUCUACACUUUGGAGCCAGAAGUCGUCACAGACGCAGAGGGCCACCAAUUGGUUCCUCGACUAUGCCCCAUCCAGGGCGCAAACGAUCGGCUGAACUGCAUCCAGCGACCAAUAGUCCAUCAGGUCGACGCGGAGAAUUCGAAACUUGAGCUUCAAUCGGAUCAUGACGGGUAUAGCCUCCGACAGCUUUCACGAUUUGAGGUUUCGAACUUGACUAAACAAUCCACAUCCAUCGAGCUUCGUACCACAAAAUCUAUGUUGUCGGCAAUAAGAACCCCAGCUGGCCAGAUGUUCCUCGCUGUGGGCGUUGACCCUACAGGAUUACGCUAUCUCACACUCACCUCAUCCCUCACAUCGGUCAUCAAGACUCCCGAAGAGCUGGCCAUCCCUAUUGUUGCACCCCGCCUUGCGGAUAAUGACAUCCUCAUCCUCACAGCAGCCCAGCUUUUAGGGAUUGCCAUUGUGGAGCCGCUGCUCCCUGGCCAGAAGAUGAUUCUACACGAUGCUCCCAAAGUUUUAAGUCAAGCUAUUGAAUCGCAGGCUCUGUCGAAGGGGAUUCAUGUGGUCUGCACGACAGAUGAGACUGACGGAGAAUCGAUACCAAGUUCUUGGAUCCAGCUAUCACCCAAUAUGAGUUCUGCGGAUCUUGAUCUAAUGAUCCCUACAGAUGUUGCUUCACUUAUUAGCUUUUCAAAGGAAGUUUCGGAAAACGAGGAGACCAUAUCAUCUUUGGUGCCCCCCUAUUGCCGGAAGGAUAACACACGCACCCUGUUCUCUCGCACCAGAGUGGACUAUAGUCACAAGUCGCUAUCGAUUCUUUCGCGGUCACUUGAAACGGCCAUUGGAUAUGCUCAAAGUCAAUCGUACGAGCGUGUUGCAGAGUCUAUCAGCUUGGAGACUAUCAUUCGUGGCGAGUGCCCUGCCGACCCAUUGACUGUUUUGGAUUGGACAUCCUCGUCAGCUCAUCUUCCCGCACGAGUCACCAGGUUCGACACGAGACCACUUUUCAGAGGUGACAGAACCUACUGGAUAUGCGGUCUCUCUGGCGCUCUGGGUAUCUCAUUAUGCGAUUGGAUGAUUGGUCGGGGCGUGAGGCACCUGGUCUUGACUAGUCGGAACCCCAGGAUCGAUCCCGUGUGGAUCGAGGAUCACAAGCGCAACGGUGCUAAUGUUGAGAUCUUUUCAUGCGACGUGACAGAUGAAGAGGCCCUCAGGGCCGUGCAUGACAGGAUCGUCGCCUCUCUUCCACCCGUUGCCGGUGUGCUGAACGGUGCUAUGGUUCUCAGGGACGUUUCGGUCCGCAACAUGUCAUUUGACCAAGUUACAGAUGUUGUCGGUCCAAAAGUUCUCGGCAGUAUACAUCUUGACCGUAUUUUCCACGACACAGAACUGGACUUCUUCAUUCUCCUCUCUUCAAUCAACUGUAUAAUUGGCAACGUCGGCCAGGCAAACUAUGCCGCAGCAAAUAUGGGCAUGUGUGGCUUAGCCGCUCAUCGCCGAAAACGUGGUCUCGCCGCAACGGUCAUCAAUGUCGGCGCUGUCAUUGGAGCAGGGUACAUCACCGAGUCUGACCGUCAACUUGAUGCGGUGGUUGCGAAAAUGGCUAUGAUCCACCUAUCAGAAGACGACUUCCAUCAGAUCUUCGCUGAAGCUAUAAAUGCUGGGCAUGUCGAUUCGCCCGAUGGGCCAGAGAUAUCGACCGGGCUUCUUGAUAUUUCGGCUGAUGCGAGCAACAUUCCUAAGUGGUACUCGGACCCUAAAUUCUCUCGGUUCAUCGUCCACAAAUCGAGCAGCAGCGGGGACCAGAAGAGGCACACAAAGGCUGUGUCCAUACAAGACCGUCUUUCAGCGUGCCAGUCGGAGAAAGACAUCCUCCAUGUCGCGAAAGAGGGUCUGGCCGCCCAGCUGCGCACAAUCCUACAAUUAUCGACGGCUGAUGAUGAUCUCAUGUCGAUGCGUAGUGUCGACCUCGGGUUGGAUUCGCUAGUCUCAGUCGACAUCCGUUCCUGGUUCUUGAAGAACUUCGAAGUUAGCAUUCCUGUGCUUAAGAUCAUGGCAAACGAUGUUUCAAUGAUGACCCUCGCCGAGUUGGCCGCUGAAGGGGUACCUGCUGAACUGACUCCUCAAGUCGGGAGGCAAGGACAGUCCCAAAGCUCAGAUGACACCAGCUCGACGGGCGACGACAUCCCUCGAACUCCGGGUUCUGAAAGUACUUCAAAGGAUUUCUCUUCAGACACCGAUAUGACUACGCCAAUUACUCCGACAGAAACCAAAGACCUGUCAGUUGCCGCUUCUAUCAGAAACGCAAUCGAUUGGGACGCCGAGGUACGAUUACCAGAGCCGGAUCGCUUUGGUAAGAUGAAUACUGGCAAAUCUCCCAGCGCCCAGCCCCGUAUCGUCCUUCUCACUGGCUCGAGUGGGCUCCUUGGCCAUCACUUGCUCAAACGGUUGUCGUCAGAACCCUCAAUAGUCAAAAUAAUCUGUGUGGCUGUUCGCCGCCUAUCAGAAAGGCUCGGUCUCGCCGCAGAGGAAGCUUCAGAAAUAUUCACGGAAGUCGAUGCCGUGAUUCAUAAUGGGUCGGAUACUUCGCAUCUCAAGUACUAUUCGGCCGUGCGAGAAUGCAACGUUGAGUCGACUCCCGGGAUGCAGACCUUUCCAGAAGUCUCAACCACGGCGAGCGGAAUCAGACCCCCAGCCGAUGGUGCCCAUGGCUACAUGUGCAGCAAAUGGGUCUGCGAAUACCUUCUCGAGGGAGUCAGCGCAGCUCAUGGCUUACGGAUCUCUAUCAACCGGCCCUCAACGAUUGUGCGAGAGGGCGAAGACGCUACGACCGCGGAGGCAGAAUUCGAUUGGGUGAACGCGCUUUUGCACUAUUCACAUCGGAUCCGUGCCGUGCCCAGGGCCGAGCACAAUCAAGGCGCUUUCGAUCUUGUCUACAUCCGGACCGUUUGCAAUGACAUUAUGAAAGAGCUUUUCCGCAUCGAUCAUGGCAAUACACUCACAUAUACGAACAAUGUUGGCGAUGUUGUCAUCCCGAUGAGAAGGAUGGCCGAGAUUGGGAAGACUGUAGGCAACGAGGAGCUAUACCGGACACUUCGUUUCGAUCAAUGGGCAGAUGAGGCUAUCAAGGCUGGGUUGCAACCGGCAGUAGCCGCCCUGAUCGAAACUUUUGACGAACCCAAGACAGCAUGGCCGGCCCUCGUAAGGGGGAAGGGAUCGUAG
This is a messenger RNA of Diaporthe amygdali, 8619 nucleotides long. Its product is annotated as lovastatin nonaketide synthase. The coding region runs from base 1 to 8619 and encodes 2872 amino acids. Gene Ontology annotation, biological process: fatty acid biosynthetic process; secondary metabolite biosynthetic process. The transcript has 14 exons. The record is from RefSeq and is a predicted model, not a curated record. Lineage: Eukaryota; Fungi; Ascomycota; Sordariomycetes; Diaporthales; Diaporthaceae. Gene Ontology annotation, molecular function: fatty acid synthase activity.